UCAAAAACAAAUCUUGUGGUUAUUUUUAAUUUUGUAACUUCAAAUGGCUACGGCCUCCCUUUUUGCUUUCAUUUUUCUCUCUCAUCUACGGCUUAUUUACUCAGCUGAAGAUGAUAUCAAAAGCCUACCCACUUGCCCACAGUCCUUCCUCUGCGGAAAUCACAGCCCCAUCCGCUUCCCUUUCACAAAUACCACGUAUGGCCAGUGCGGUAUUGUGAUGGAUUGUGAUCAUCCAGUUCCAAAGGUCCAAGUAGGAAGCCAACACUGGUAUGAUGUUAGUGGCACAAUUGACAAAUUGCUUGAAAUUCAUGAUCCCCUGCUUGAAGAUCACAUAUCUCAUAAAAGAUGUAAUGACACGUUCAGGAAUCUAACUCUUACCGAGUUUCCUUUCGUUUCCUUCACCAUCAAUUCACACAAUCUCAUGACCUUCUUCAAGUGCAACAAUACUCCUCAAACAGAGUAUACUAGUUACAACAAAUGCAAAGGCUACUCAAUUUACUACAAAUAUCCAGAAAAUGAUGCACCUGCACCUGCUAAUCUUCUCCAUGAAUGUUCAGCUAUUCAGCUGCCAAUAUCAUUGUGGCCUAGACUGCCUAGUACUACAAACCCCACAGACCCAUUUUCAAUAUUGACUGCAAAUUUCGGUCUUGAAUUGCAUAUAUCCCAAGAUUGUCUUAAUUGUCAACUUGGGGGAGGCCAAUGUCUAAAUAUCAAUGAAAAGUUCCGAUGCCAAGAGAAGCUGAAAGGUAUGAGUGUUUCUACAGAAAAAAUAAAACAUGGAUUGAUUCUAGGAGCAGGUACAUACCUCCUUAAAUAAUAAUAUUCGCAAGAGAUUAUGCAUGUAUUAAAUAUAAAUAUAUAUAUAUAUAUAUAUAAGUGUGUGUGUUCAGUUUUUCAAGAUUUGUCUGUAAGUUUACUUUGUAACCUUCACCAUAUAAUUUGAGUAAUUGACUUCAAAAACAGACUUACCCAACCAAAAAAGGAAAAUAGGAACACCUGAGUUGAGAAAGAGAGAGUAGAAAUAUUCCAUGAAAACUAUGAAGCACGGACAUCAACACGGGACACGCGUACUGUAUGAUACAGACACAGUGGUACAAUAAAUUUUAAAAUAA
This is a messenger RNA of Cornus florida, 1112 nucleotides long. RefSeq names its product LEAF RUST 10 DISEASE-RESISTANCE LOCUS RECEPTOR-LIKE PROTEIN KINASE-like 1.1. The record is from RefSeq and is a predicted model, not a curated record. Lineage: Eukaryota; Viridiplantae; Streptophyta; Magnoliopsida; Cornales; Cornaceae. Gene Ontology annotation, molecular function: protein kinase activity. The transcript has a single exon. Bases 44 to 817 code for a protein of 257 amino acids. Gene Ontology annotation, biological process: phosphorylation.